CCAUCGAGACAUACCAUCGAUUUCUUGAAAAGCCCGUUGCAGUCAGCGGAAAUACUCAGUGUCUAAGACGUUAGGCCAUCGCCAUUACAUCAUUGGCCUGUAAGCUGCAACUUUCCGAGACAUACUUUACGCAUCUUACACAUACCUAAGUACGCACACGCCUUAAACACUCCACCCACCGAUAAGUCGCGGCGUGUACGGUACACUAGUCAAGAUCACACGUGAAGAAACGACAACUCCGGAUUUCACUAUUCGUGGUCAAGUCUUAAACUUGAUUUCUUACCGGCCUUGAUUUGGCUUGGGUAAAUCAAGAAAAUCACCAAAUGUGCCAGGCGAUCGCCGCGGCCACUCAUAACUCCCCCAGCCCGCGAAAUGUCAACGACAAUACAAAUCACGAAUGGGCUCUCACCGGUGUCCGAGACGACGCCCGAAUCAUCGCCCGGACCUUCUCCGAAACGGCAUUGUCUUCAGGGCCCUCAAUAUAAUGCUAUAGAAGCACCCUCUCUAGGAGGACUCGCUGCCCGUGCAUGUGAGAAAUGUCGUGCGUCUAAACGUAAAUGCGACAAGAAGUUGCCUUUUUGUGAUAGAUGUAAGAGGUUGAAUGCGAAGUGUCACUAUGUUCAAGAUAUCACAAAUAAUGCGAACAAUCAAGGCACACAGUUUUUAAUAUAUCAACCUCGAUCGCUUUCUCACGAUGCUCUAUUCCGCGCAGCUGAACCCCUCGAAGGGGUCACAGCUUCGCAGAUCUUAUCUCUCAUCUCCACAACGGCAAGCCCAGCGGGUCAUCCACAAGUUGACUGGCGCUCAGCCAUAAACGCUUACUUCUAUUUUAUACAUUCAUGGUUUGCAGCAGUUCACCCGACUCUCUUCGAACGGCAAGUAGCGAAUUUAGUCGCUGCGAAUGAAUCCCCUCCUCAGUCAGAUACGCCGAGCUCACUAUCGAAUGGCCACGCCGAUCAGUCUUUUCCAGCCACUAAUUCUAAUACGAGUUCCGAAUGGCACUCCAAAACGGUAGCGCUGCUAAUAGUAGCCAUGUACCUAAAUACUCGAGUACGCAUCACGGAAGAGGGCGAGCAACCUAUCUUCGACGAAACGUAUAGAACCGUCAAACGACUACUGUCAUCACUAUUGCUAGGAUGCGUGGGGGAUCCGGUGCCAAGUAUAGAGCUCGUACAGUGCGGAGCAUUGGUGGCGCUGUAUGAAUAUGGUCACGGCGAAGUAGUUGCAGCGUACCAGACCUUAUGCCAGACGGUAGUUACGGCAAGGGUUAUAGAUAUCAAGCCGGGGCAUCUAGCUGACAGUGGAAACGAUACUAUUAUGCUCAGCAUUGAAGAGGAACAGAGUGGGUGUCUUUGGUGGGCAAUGUUUAUAUUGGAACAAUCUAUCCAUCAAGACGAAAGAGCAAAAGGCCUACCCUUCCUCCUCGAAAGUCCGAGCCGAAAUACUCUCCUCCCCGAGACGCCUCCCAUGACACCACCCGCGACCCAGGACGAGAACGGUUUCCCGAUGUCGCCUCCAAUUUCGCAAUCACCGAUACGGCACCUAAGCACCAGUGUGUUGAGGAGCAGCGAGAAAUUUGGUGGUUUUCAGUUAUCCGCGAAAACUGCAUGCCUCUUCCACCAUGCGAUACGUAUCGAUAAGGAGCGCGAUAGUAGGCCGGGAAAGAUGCCCCUAGUAGCAACAUAUGCGGAUCUCGAUCGCGAGAUUAGGGAGACCACGUUGACGUUGCUGCGUGAUACCCAGGAUUGGGAGUCUACGCUGGAUUGUUUUGCUAUGCUUGUUAGCGCGCUCUUUACACUCUACCUUCCGUAUCUCGCGAUCCUCGAGCACGCAACGGAUUCCGUAUCCUCCACUCUCGCGAAGAGCGAAGAGCUUAAAACAGCGCUCGCCGCGCUACGCUUCGCUUGCCAAAUGUCGACGGAUAUAUCGUGUAAACUAAACGCCGAUUUCGAGGCUACGCCAAGGUCACCAGCUCUUCUGUGCGCACCGGCAGGCGCUACGUGUUAUUUCGUUAUAGUGUUCUAUUCGAGCGCGUGUCGUAUAUUCCCCGAGGAGUAUGAUAAGUGCCAGGCGAAUAUUGCAGAGAAAUUUGAGAGUUUACGGUUGUUCAGUUUCCGGUGGGGGAUUGCUGAAAAAAUGAUGAGCCAGCUCGAGAAGAAGAUUGGAGUGGACCGAAACCACUACUUGAAGGGCUCAACACUAAAACCGCCGUCAUAUGCCAUGUGCUUCGAUUUCUUACGGCGAUAACAUUUGAUACCUCUCAACGAAACAUGCCAGCUGAUGUGGUACUACGAUGAGAAUUUGUUAUGAUAGUGAUGGUGUAUGACGCUCGUUUUAUAACCGUAGCGCUUAUGUAUUAAUGUGUAUGUGUAUACAUGUCGUGAUAUUUGGAGAUUUGGCGGAGCGAGGACGGUUCGGCUGAGAGGUUAA
Hypoxylon trugodes is the source of this 2430-nucleotide messenger RNA. RefSeq lists its product as uncharacterized. The coding region runs from base 373 to 2247 and encodes 624 amino acids. Gene Ontology annotation, cellular component: nucleus. The record is from RefSeq and is a predicted model, not a curated record. NCBI's taxonomy places the organism in Eukaryota, Fungi, Ascomycota, Sordariomycetes, Xylariales, Hypoxylaceae. Gene Ontology annotation, molecular function: zinc ion binding; DNA-binding transcription factor activity, RNA polymerase II-specific. Gene Ontology annotation, biological process: regulation of DNA-templated transcription. The transcript is spliced from 5 exons.